UCAAUGCCUCAGUGUUGGAGCUCCUCACAUACAGACACCAUCACACUGAGCUAUGGAGAAGUUUGUGCUCGCACUGAUUUGCCUGCUGAAUGUUCUGGUGUGUUUUGGUACCGGUCAGCACCAUUUACGCGCAGGUGUCGGACCGUGGAGACAGCGGUUUCAGUGGGAGAAUAACGGCCAGGUGUACAGUUUACUGAGCACGGGCACUCAAUAUCGCCCACCUGCGCAGAGCAGAAGACGCACUCAGCUUUUAUUGACAACAAAAAACAAUUUUAACCGACAUCACCCUCCUGUUGCGCUGAGAUCCACCAGAACCAGAUCUGGAGAGCUCGAGGACGUACCCGGGGGUCACUUUCAACAAAAUGACCUCACUCAGAUGGAUGCGUCGGUUCUUGGUGUUGAUGCUGGUCAGUAUUUACUCGCCCCGGGACGACCUGGGGCACGUCAGUCCCCACCGCGCAUCGCAACGUCUAGAGAGGCUGUGGCUGUGGGAUACCCUUCUCAUCAGGCACCGUUUAAUGGCAGCGCUGCAGCUUUCACCACCACCCAGGAGUUCUCCGGCAGUGGAGUCCCUCGAGGAGGCCGGAGUACACCUGGACAUGGUGCGCAACAGGCCACAGCGUCACCAGUAAGAUCACCGGACUUUACGCACAGCCGAGGCGGCAGGAUAAACUCACAAUCACCUGCCCGGUCACCUGCUGCAGGUGGAUGGGUCCCCAUGGCUGAGGAUAGUGGGAAUGCUCGGCGCAUUCCACAGCAAACACAUUUAGGAGACGCUCGCAGUGCGCAAAGAGCGCAAUCACUGACCAGAAUCACACCGGAGUCAAACGUUUCUCCCACAGCACUGUCCAGUAACUCCGUAGAAAUACACUUCUCACGCCCAAGGUCUGAUGCAACAGGGACUACGGACAUGGGUGACCCACGGGACCCGCACAGCAUUCAUCACAGGAACUCAGUUUUCUAUAAUGUUUACCCACCAGACCGCAGGAACAGGAUGAAUGUGCGCCCUCCACCAGGACCGGGAUAUGGCACCAGGUUCUUCCACAAUGGUCUCCCAGACUUGGUUCCUGACCCUUACUACAUCCAAGCUGCCUCUUACAUCCAGAGAGUGCAGAUGUACGCGCUUCGCUGUGCUGCUGAAGAGAACUGUCUUUCCAGGUCUGCGUAUCAUCCGAGUGUGAGGGACCUGGACUACAGAGUCCUGCUGCGGUUCCCACAGCGUGUGAAGAACCAAGGAACAGCAGACUUCCUCCCAGUGAAGCCCAGACAUGAGUGGGAAUGGCACAGCUGUCACCAGCAUUACCACAGCAUGGAGGCCUUUAGUAACUAUGACUUGCUGGAUGUCUCGACUGGACAGAAGGUCGCUGAGGGACAUAAGGCCAGUUUCUGUCUGGAGGACACGUCCUGUGACCCGGGGAUACAACGACGCUUCGCCUGCACUGCUCACACACAGGGGCUCGGCCCUGGUUGCUACGACACGUAUCACGCCAACAUCGACUGCCAGUGGAUCGACAUCACAGAUGUACCACCUGGAAACUACAUACUGAAGGUGACAGUGAACCCGUCUCAGUUGGUUCCAGAGUCAGAUUUCUCCAACAAUGAGGUGCGCUGCGACAUCAGGUACACAGGAAGCUACGUCCAGGCGAAGAACUGCAGGAUCACUGUAAGCUGACCUGACUGAAGACAAAAUAAGUCUCAUAGAAACAUACACUUAUUACCUUCUUGUUGCUUUAUAUCAACAGUUGCUGCUCUGUUGUGCAGCUGUUUUACUCUCCAGUGUUUUCUAUUUGUAUUUAUGUCAUGUGAUAUCUUGUAGCUACAACUAGGCUAACUAGGUGUUAACUUAUGUUGUUUGUAAGAAUAUACUUUUUUAAGCAAUGCAAGACUCUUCUGUUAGCUGUGUGUGUGUGUGUGUGUGUGUGUGUGUGUGUGUGUGUGUGUGUGUGUGUGUGCAGGAAACUUGAGGAAAGUGUGUUAACAAAUAGAAAGAAAACAAGUUAUUGUUAACGGAAUACUUUACCCGCUAAAUGAUCAUUUAUAUAUCAGUUACUCACCCUGUGUUAUGCUGAGUUCGGAUAGGAAACCUUGUUUUUCUCGCAUGCCUCCACGGUGAACGAAGAAUCCAAAAACAGAAAAUUCUUGAUGAUUUUAAUAACAGCAACACUAUAUCAAAACAUCCAUAUAAACUUUCAGACAACUCGUGCAGUAUAAUCCAAGACUCAUUUAUCCAGUCAUAUGCUCAGUGCUUCCCAUACACAUGCAUUUUUAGCUGAAGUCUUAAUAUUUGAAACACAAUGUCCUGUGAGAACUUCUCCAUGUUUUUAGCUACGACCCAGAUUUUCAACGGCUUUUCACCAAACCUCCGGGAACUGUUGACCUAGUGGGUGGAAAAUAGUAGGUAAAGUUAGCUAACGUUAGCUAGUAACAUUAGCCUGAUGUGAGCAGUACAUAUACGUAGCCUAACCCUGUGCGCUUAAUUAUCAACGCGCCUUGUAAGGUUAGCAACGUUAAGAGGCCUGGAGGACGUGGUCAUUUGUAACGAUGAUCGUGUCAGCACUGAUAUAUGCAAAUCUGUCAAGUUUCAGGAAAAUCCCUUUUCCUCGUCUUGUAUGGGUCACAUACGACAUGUGUUUCAAUUUUCUGAUACUGCCUGCAGGUAUCAAUCAAUCAAUCAAUCAAUCAAUUUUAUUUAUACAGCCCAAUAUCACAAAUCACAAUUUGCCUCACAGGGCUUUACAGCAUACGACAUCCCUCUGUCCUUAUGACCCUCGCAGCGGAUAAGGAAAAACUCCCCCAAAAAAACCCUUUAACGGGGAAAAAAAAACGGUAGAAACCUCAGGAAGAGCAACUGAGGAGGGAUCCCUCUUCCAAGACGGACAGACGUGCAAUAGAUGUCGUACAGAACAGAUCAGCAUAACAAAUUAACAGUAAUCCACAUGACACAAUGAGACAGAGAGAGAGAGAGAGAGAGAGAGAGAGAUGCAGGUAAUGACAGUAGCUUACAACAACAUUAUUGAAAGUAAUAAUAUUAUAGUUAUAGUUCUGGCUACUGUGGUACAAUAUGUUGAAAGUAUGUAUUAAUAUCUGGCAGUAUACAUGUGUGACAAUAGUCGUGUAUAAUAACAGUAGAAGUAUGACUAAUGACUAAUGAUGGCAGCAGCAGCAGGAGGCAUCUGGCAGGACCACGGCAGCAGCACAACCACACACGUCACGCUGUCCAGGCACCGCUGCGAUAUGAGUUAAUCUGAGAGACAGUGGAGCACAAAGGCUCCGGAGAAGAAGCCGAGUUAGUGACAUCCAGAAUGGUCGAGUUAGCAAGAUGCAGUAAUAGAAUACGAGAGAGAGAGAGAGAGAGAGAGAGAGAGAGAAGAAGAAGAAGAGAAGGUGCCCGGUGUAUUAUAGGGGGGUCCUCCGGCAGACUAGGCCUAAAUCAGCCUAACUAGGGGCUGGUACAGGGCAAGCCUGAGCCAGCCCUAACUAUAAGCUUUAUCAAAGAGAAAAGUCUUAAGUCUAGUCUUAAAUAAGGUAUCAUCCAACCUUUUAUGCAAUCACGUUUCUCUAUAUCCGAUUCACGCAGCAUCUACAAUUUUGCUCUUGGAUAAUGGUCACAUGAUGCAAACAAGCUAUUCAUCAAGAAUUUUCUCAGCUUUGGAUUCUUCACUUAUCGUGGAGGUGUGUGAGAAAAACAAAGUUUUCUUCCUGAAUUCAGCCUAUCAUGGUGUAAUUGAUAUAAUGAUAUUGGGGGGUGAAGAAUUCCUUUAAGGCAGUGGUUCCCAACUGGUGGGUCGCGGUCCAAAAGUGGGUGACUUGCAAAGAUGUCAAGUUUGUAAAAAGAAAAAAACAUUUUUGCAUUGUUGAAGUGCUGUUUCCUGCUGUCGAGUGAAUAACAGACAGCUACUAGACAGAGAUGGCAACCUUGCUCGACGACAUGGCCAAAUGCAAGUAUAAUGCUGAAUAUAUUUUAACUGUGUGGACCUUGAACUAAUGACAAAGGAGAAAUCUGGACCUUUUGGCCGGACUAGUUGGGAGCCACUGCUUUAAGGAAGCUUUGUAAAUUCAUUCAGUUGUACUGUUCGACUGAAUUGGUGCUUAUCUUGAAGUCAACAAUGGUGCUCAGCAUUUUGUGUUGUCAGUGAGACCCUCAGUCUAUUAUCGACCACAUACUGGAGUGUAAGACUUAC
Molecule: messenger RNA, 4181 nt
Organism: Epinephelus fuscoguttatus (brown-marbled grouper)
Lineage: Eukaryota; Metazoa; Chordata; Actinopteri; Perciformes; Serranidae
Gene: loxl5a
Product: lysyl oxidase-like 5a
Exons: 7
Coding region: 53-1672 (539 amino acids)
Biological process (GO): peptidyl-lysine oxidation
Molecular function (GO): copper ion binding; protein-lysine 6-oxidase activity
Source: RefSeq, a predicted model, not a curated record